Messenger RNA from Amblyraja radiata (thorny skate), 3259 nucleotides. Its product is annotated as SUV39H2 histone lysine methyltransferase. Gene Ontology annotation, cellular component: nucleus. The record is from RefSeq and is a predicted model, not a curated record. The transcript is spliced from 6 exons. Lineage: Eukaryota; Metazoa; Chordata; Chondrichthyes; Rajiformes; Rajidae. Gene Ontology annotation, molecular function: zinc ion binding; protein binding; histone H3K9 methyltransferase activity. Bases 168 to 1397 code for a protein of 409 amino acids.
CAGUUUGCAGGGUGUGCAGGCAGUGGGCAGCCUCUCUCUCUCUCUCUCCCCUCCCUCCCUCCUUCUCUUUGUCCCGGCCCCCUGUCCCAGUGUCGAGGCCGGGGGAGGAGUUUAACAUUUUAAUGCAGCGUCUUUAACGCGCCCCCAUGUUUGAAUGAAGGCGCAAGAUGGCUGAAGCCCGAGGAAUGUGGUGCGUCCCCUGCCUGGCAUCGUUGGAGAUCCUACAGGAGCUGUGCCGGACGGAGGAGCUGACCUGCGCGGCGCUGGGGAUCGGGCGGGGCGAGCUGACGGAGUACGAGGUCGAAUAUCUGUGUGGAUUCAAGAAGGAGAAGGGUACGGCGUACUACCUGGUGAAGUGGAAGGGAUGGCCGGAAAGCACCAACACCUGGGAGCCUCGGAGGCACCUCCACUGCCUCGGGCUGAUCAAGCAGUUCCAGGAAGACCAGAGGGCGUUCCAUGUGCAGGUGAAGGCGGCCAGGAAGGUGAAGCUGAACCACUGCCGGGCCCGGGACCAAGGCAUGGCCUUCACCGAGUACGUGGUGAGGAAGUCUAUGCACAGGCUGGCCCUGAAAUGCUGGGAGGAGCAACUCAACAGGAAGAAGAACCACCAGGGGAAGAUCUUGGUGGAGAACGAGGUGGACUUCGAGCCUCCGCCCCUGGACUUCCACUACAUCAACCAGUACUUGCCGUCACGUGGGAUUAACCUGACCCGGGAACCGCUAGUUGGGUGCGAGUGCUCGGACUGUCUGGUGGAGAAGUGUUGCCCAGAGGAGGCAGGGGCAAAGUUUGCCUACAACGCCGAGCGCAAGCUGAGGAUCGCUCCGGGGAAGCCCAUCUUCGAGUGUAACUCGUGCUGCCGCUGUGGCCCGCUGUGUCCCAACCGUGUGGUGCAGAAAGGAACUCUCUAUGAUCUCUGCAUCUUCCGCACAUCCAACGGCAGAGGCUGGGGCAUCAAGACCCUGCAGAAGAUCAAGAAGAAUCGGUUCGUCAUGGAAUACGUGGGAGAGGUGAUCACCAGUGAGGAGGCGGAACGCCGCGGCCGAUUCUACGACAGUAAGGGCAUCACCUACCUGUUCGACCUGGACUACGUGGAGGAUGAAUAUACAGUGGACGCCGCGCGGUAUGGAAACAUAUCGCACUUUGUCAAUCACAGUUGUGAUCCCAACCUUCAGGUUUACAAUGUUUUUAUCGAUAGUUUGGACACACGUUUACCGAGGAUCGCUCUGUUCUCCACGCGCUCCAUCAAGAUUGGUGAAGAGCUGACGUUUGACUACCAGAUGAAGGGCUCGGGCGACGUCUCGAUCACCGAGACAUCAGAGACCAACGGGCCAAGUAAGAAGCAGCGCAGGAUGGAAUGCAAGUGCGGCUCAGCCUCGUGCAGAGGCUACAUGAACUAACCCGCCACAGCGAGGAUAGGAAGCCAAGCUUGGUGUUGGACCAGCGGGGGGUGUGUUCUCCAGAGGCCCAGAGAUUGGAGGCGUUGGUGAGAGGGGGACCUCUGUCAGAAGGUGACCACUCCACUUGGCCCCUGGACUGAAGGCAGCUUUCCUCUCGGGGAAGAAAAGUUUCCCCUUUUUAAUUGUUUGCUUUGGAUUUGGAUAAUUGCUAAUUGUUCCGUGACCUGGGUUGGGCCGACUUGCUGGGGCAGCUUUGUGUGUGUGUGUCCCUGCCCCCCCCCCCUCCCCCUCCCUCGCCCCCCGUGAAAUGUGACCUGUUUCAGCUGAACAUUCUCUCUGAUGUCACUGGUUCAGUUUGUCCUUCUGCCUUUCGAGUCUUCGAAGACCGUUUAGAUCUUCACUCUCUGGAGGCGACUGUCCAGGUGUGAUGAAUUGAGAAGUCAGCGUUCAGGCCGCUGUGUGGAACCUGCGGGUCACCUGUCAGGGCAGCAUUCUGUCCUCUCCAGGUGAGAUUGUGCAAGUAACACUGGCCGCCAAAUCUCAAGACGCAUUGUUAACGGACAAAGGUGUAUGUUUGCCUAAGGAUUAGAGUCAAAUAAUUCACACCACCCCUUAAUCUCCAGGCAAUAACAAGGCUCGCGUUUUGACCUCUCAGGUGCUCGAGAGGAAGGAUUUUGCCCCCACAGUGUGAGCGGAACAAUUAAACGCACCCAAUUAAGAUUAGAACCACAAAUGUAAUUCUUAAUAUUCAGCCUCAGACUAACCUUUUGCCAGCUUGCUUCAACGAUCGGUAUCGGACGACCGCCACACCUUCUGUUGUGUCUUUCAGGAAAUAUUCACGGACUGUUUUAAAAUUCGAGCAUUGCUGGCGAUAUCGUGUCGUGCGCUGAUUGCAGAGCUUGUUGUAUCUCACCGCAGCCCGACAACUGGAGGGCUUGUUGCGAGCAGCUGAUUUGAGACACAAUGACUUCUUCCAACAGCAAUACCUCUUCACGUUUUAAGAAGAGAGGGAUUUUUAACGUUGACAAGACUAGGCCUUUUGCUUUCUUAAACCUUGUCUGCAAGUCUCAGGAUUUCGGGUUAAACGUACAGCUAGAACAGAUCACUAGAUCUCCCAUGGAAGUUUGUUUCUACCAACAGUUUUUGACAUGAAAGACGACUCCAUUUUCUUCUUUGGAAAUUUCUAUUUUUGUAUUUGCUUUCUUGUUUCCUUAUAACAAAAAUCGCCGCACUCUUGUGCUUUGGGGAGCGCUCUCUUUAGAAAAACAGCAGAGAUGUCGAGUUUGCAGCUCGAGUUGAAAUGAACGGUGGAGACAGUGGCAACGCUAUGUUGUCGGCUGCAACUUUUGGUGCUAAACGGGUCGCACACUGAACCGACCGACUGCGCGCGUGUGUGAGUGUGUGCGUGCGUGUGUGCGUGAGCUCAGCUCACCGAGUGUCUCCAGGGGAGAUGUUCAACAAUGGUUCUCCACGGACACUUGAAGAUGCCAAAUGGAACAUCUACCAGCUGUGUCACCCCUCUCCUUGGUCAAGUGGGUAUCUCAUGUUGAACCAAGGGGAGGGGGACAUUUUGUGUCUGGGGUGUAGGAACAUCUCCAACCAUGGCCUGGACCACCCAUUGCUUUGAGGUCACGAGACCUCGGUGUGGAGAAAAUAAGGUUGCAUUCAGUUAUUUUUUUGUAGUAGGAUUGUUUCGAGUCUUGUAUACCUCUUUAUACUGAGCUGUGAAUUGCAAAUUGGUGUAGAGUGUUUGCUUAAAGGAAUGGUUCUGCAAUGGUCUCUUGUUGAUCUUCACCAACACAUGGAGAUACCAGGAGCUGCAGAUGCUGGUUUACAAAAUAAAGACACACUGUUUUAAGGCA